Orbilia oligospora ATCC 24927 is the source of this 501-nucleotide messenger RNA. RefSeq lists its product as uncharacterized. Gene Ontology annotation, cellular component: nucleus; cytoplasm; TRAPP complex. The record is from RefSeq and is a predicted model, not a curated record. NCBI's taxonomy places the organism in Eukaryota, Fungi, Ascomycota, Orbiliomycetes, Orbiliales, Orbiliaceae. The transcript is spliced from 3 exons. Gene Ontology annotation, biological process: endoplasmic reticulum to Golgi vesicle-mediated transport. Bases 1 to 501 code for a protein of 166 amino acids.
AUGGCUUCAACACCCGGGAUCCCAGUCAUUGCCAUUAUAGGCAAGCAGAACAACCCAAUCUACAUCUACAACUCCCGCCUACCUCUCCCUUCCACAUCUCUCACAACAUCUCUAGACCUACACCUCCUACUACACUCCACGUUAGACGUGUUUGAAGCCCGAUUACCCCAAAAAACCGCCGAUCAGGACUUCGGCCUCCUCUUUGCGAUCGAUGAACGGUUGGCGGCGUACGGCUGGAUGACGAAUACGGGCGUUAAGUUCGUGGUUAUCGUUGAUCAGGGGUUUAAUAGUAGUAGUGCAUUAAGUACACGUGGUGGAGGGUUAGGAGGUGCCAUUAGAGAGGCGGAUUUGAAACCCGUAUUUAAAUCGAUACAUACGGAGUAUAUUAAGUUAAUUUCGAAUCCGUUUUAUGAUCAUGAGAGUAAGGAGAUGGUAAAGAGUAAGAAGUUCUCAGCAGCGCUGGAGAAGAUUGCGGAAACGGGGAUUCCGGGGGUGUAUUGA